Messenger RNA from Dicrocoelium dendriticum, 1197 nucleotides. The record is from the annotation of a GenBank genome assembly. NCBI's taxonomy places the organism in Eukaryota, Metazoa, Platyhelminthes, Trematoda, Plagiorchiida, Dicrocoeliidae.
AUGGCCUCAUUCUUCGACGUAAAUGAUGUGCUAUUUGAUCCGGCCUAUCCAAAUGCGGAAGCGUACGCGAAAGAUUAUGAUUACGACUUGCUCGGAAGACCAACCUCCUGGAGUCGACGCGUGUUUGACAACCAUUUGCAUGUCCUGCGCACAUUUUUAGAACGCAAUCGUCUACUACUUAUGGGGUGUACACUUGGUCUCCUCCUUUUGAUACUGUUACUGAUGAUGUUGAUGGAAAAGUGCGCCAUUAUUCUACGCUAUUUCGUAAACAUGUGCUAUGAGCGAAGACAACUGAAUAAGGAAAAAAGGAUAUGGGAGGAACGUAAGAAAUAUAUGCAACCCGAAGAUCCAGACCGAUACGCAGCCGUGUAUUGUCGUUCGGCAGCCAAUCAACUUCAAGUGGCAAGCGUCUUCAAACCUGUGCCAAUCGACCUACCCGACUAUGAGGCCAUACGAUUUGUAUUUCCGCAGCCAUGGCUAAUGGACAAAACUUACAAAGCUCUAAUGAUACAGAAAUACGAGCCAAUUCAGGAAGAUUUAAUCGAGGGCGAAUUGGAAGAUGCCAUCAAGCAGGCACUCGCAGAGAGGCGCCUAUUAACACGUCAACCAUUGUCACUUCCAGCUAGGCUAAUGGCCAAACAAAUGCUUGCCAAAGGUGAGGCCAAGCUUCCUUCAGGACCUAUCAUCACACCGGAAAUGAAGUUAAUACAUGGUUGGGAGGAGUUAUACCGGCGUCACAAAAAGGAGGCUGUAAUGGAAAAUUAUCGCUGGUGGAUGGCGCAAGAUAAGACCCUACCCGUGGAAGCCCGAGAAGUGACGGAGAAACUGCAGCCAGUGUUAGCUCACGUCCGCAAACCGCCACGAAAGCCUAACCAACCGGAUCCUGAAAAAGUGCAAAGCUUGGAACGACUGCCUCACACUGAGUCCCCUCUGGAUGAAAAAAACCGUCGUAGAAGCUCUAAGGACUCGGGAACAAAAGUACGACAUAGCAGAAAAAGAUUCAUCGCAAACGCACAAAUUAUCACCCAGCAAGACGAUGUAGAUGAGUCAGCUUUUGUGCAAGAGCUUGAGGGGGUGGAAUUGGCUCAAGUGGCCAGAAUCAGACGUGCAGGCCACCGAAGAUCAGCCACUCGCAGAGAAAAAAUGAAAGAGGGUGUGAACCGGUACACAAAGAAAGAUGCCGCUAGACAUGAAUGA